Messenger RNA from Botrytis porri, 550 nucleotides. RefSeq lists its product as uncharacterized. Bases 362 to 550 code for a protein of 62 amino acids. The transcript has 2 exons. Lineage: Eukaryota; Fungi; Ascomycota; Leotiomycetes; Helotiales; Sclerotiniaceae. The record is from RefSeq and is a predicted model, not a curated record.
CGCAUUGCAUAUUUACAUGGAUCAUGGUGUCGCUGUAGACAGCGAAUUAAAAAAUUCAUCUGUUUCGCUAUGGGUCACAAAGCAGAGUGUCAGAUUGAGCCGUGCUGACCCUACCUCGAGCCUACCUGCCUGUACCGGCCGCAUUUGUCUCUUCUACCAAUUAUGUGUUCCCUUCAACGAAAGCUAAUUCUGCCUAUAUGUAUGUAUUUGUAUAUGCAAAGAGAUCAAACCUCCCCCCCCCCCUACUCAUACACCUUUUCAUGUUGCCAGGGUUGAUGUAGCUAGAUACAAUCGGUAUCAGGUUUACCAGAUUCUGCUCGCAUGCAUCUCACCAAUCGUCUUUUUCCAAACAAAGGUAGCGAUGAGAGGUUCAAAGAUGGAAAAAAAGAUGAAAUACUCCACUCCACGUCUUACACUAGACCCAGUGGCACUUGGUAAGGGAGCUAAAGAGCAAGGGAAUACAUGGAAUGAUCCAGCGAGUCUUAUCAUUCGUACCUUUAUAGGCUUAAUCGCCGACAUAUUGACAAGACUUGCUCCUGGACCAUACUAA